AUGGGACUCGACGUCGGUUGUCAUUCGUCAGCUGCGAUCGAUGAAGACAACUUCCUUGAACCGGUAGCUCAGGAUAACGAAAUGGCAUUUUAUCAAUACUGUUUCGCGGUUUUCUCUAUACUCGCGUGUGUUACGGCCAUUGUCGGUCCAGCAGCUAACAGUUCUAAGCUUGUAAUUGUAACAAAAGCCGACACUUACCUCGAUGCGUACUCCAAAUCUCGGAUAGACGCCGAAAAAGCGAAGGAGGGUGUUGUGAUCAUAACGGCCAAGGAUGGAGAGAAAAAAAUAUCUAACCGUGACGACAGCUACAAUUCCGGAUACGAUUAUUCGCCAUCGUAUUCGAGCAGCGACAGUUUUAGCUCAACGGGCCCUUCGAGUUAUUCUGGUUCUUCGAACAGCUAUCUACCCCCGAGCAGUUAUGGACCUCCUGUGAAAUUUGAAUCGGAUGUUACGUAUAACGCUCCACCCAAUACAUACGGACCACCUGCUUCGAAUUACGGACCACCGUCUUCAAAUUAUGGACCUCCUGCUCAAAGUUAUGGACCACCCUCACAUUCAUAUGGACCACCUUCGCCAGUUUAUGGGCCUCCAGUUCACAAACCUUUACCCCCUCCUCCCGUGUAUGGUCCACCUCUUAAACCAUCUUACGGAGUCCCUUAUACAGCUCCAGGAUUGAGUUUCUUUGAUAAGCUGUCUUUGAAACUUGAUAUUCUAACGAUUGCGAAAUUGAUGCUAAAAUUCUUAAUUUUUAAGAAAAUUGUAACAAUGAUCGCCGUAGUUUGCAUGUUGCUUGUUAUUCCUAAGUUAAUUUCUUUCAAGAAAGAUAAAGAAGGAGGAGAUGAAGAUGAACGGAAAUUUAAUGAUCGUAAUGUUGUGGAGCUAACUACGGCGCAACAAUUGCUAGAGAGAGCUAUGUACGUGUAUGGGCGACAGCAUGCUGAUUGUGGGUUCACGUGCCGCAUGCGUAGAGUCAUUGACGAUAUCUACGAUUUCGAACCGUAUUUCAGAGUCGGUGGAAAUACAGAAUCCUAAUAAAAUACUGAAGGAGAUAGGCGUAUUUCGUGCCAUUACAGUAUUUAGAUUAUAACGUGUAGUCACUAUUAUUUAUUGAAUUAUUUAUUUUAUUAGUGUAAAUAAAAUUAAAUUAUAAAUAUGUAUCAA
Molecule: messenger RNA, 1161 nt
Organism: Melitaea cinxia (Glanville fritillary)
Lineage: Eukaryota; Metazoa; Arthropoda; Insecta; Lepidoptera; Nymphalidae
Source: RefSeq, a predicted model, not a curated record